Molecule: messenger RNA, 2103 nt
Organism: Musa acuminata subsp. malaccensis (wild Malaysian banana)
Lineage: Eukaryota; Viridiplantae; Streptophyta; Magnoliopsida; Zingiberales; Musaceae
Product: zinc finger protein ZAT9-like
Biological process (GO): regulation of DNA-templated transcription
Source: RefSeq, a predicted model, not a curated record
UCUUGACUUCCCAAUGCCGAAAGAUACACUCCACUUGUUCUCUCUCUUCCUCUUUUCAUUUCAUCUCUCUCCUUUUCCUUCUCUCCUUGAGGUGAGGUGGUGGAGGAAUGCUUGUCACCCUGCACUGUUUUAGCUCCCUCUCUUCUUCAACACUUCCCUUCUCCUCGUCCUCUGUGAAGAAGAAGAGCUUCCCAGUUUAGGUUGAUCUCCGGUGCUCCUCUACUGUUUGCUUCGAUGGACGGGCGCACUUGCAACGUCUGCUUCCGCCGCUUCUCCGACGGCUACGCUCUUGGCCGUCACAUGCGCUCUCACGUCACCUCCACAGCCCCUCGGUCGAGGUCGUGCCGCCCUGGAGAUUCCCACUCCUCCGUCUCCUCUGGUCAUGCUGCGUCGGAGCGCGACGUGGAAGAGGAGAAGGCGGUGGAGGUGGGACUCUCUUGUGGCCUCCGCGUGAACCUCCGGAAGAACUUCCGGCUCGUGGACUCAGUGUUCUCCUCUUCCUCCUCUUCUUCCUUCGCCGCCGACGAGCCAGCUGGCCCCUGCGUCGUCGUUCCAGACUCGGAGAGCGAGACGGAGUCACCCCGCGCCCGUCGCCUCCGAACGAAGAAGCGCCGCCUCGGGGCCACUGCCCUUUCGCCGGAUCAACCGGAUGCGGAGCCGGCGAGCUCCGUUUCGUACGCGACCCCCGACGAGGACGUCGCCCUCUGCCUGAUGAUGCUCUCCCGCGACUCCUGGGCCGCCGCCCGAUCGCGGCCCCCGCUCCGGAGGGGAAGGAGUCGGCACCAGUGCGACGCGUGCAAGAAGGUGUUCCGGUCGUACCAAGCGCUCGGUGGCCACCGGGCGAGCCACAAGAGAAUAAACGGCUGUGUCCCGGCCGUGGAACGCCGAGUCGCCAGCUCGGCCGACGGCGUCGACACCAACGCCGAUGCCAGAGUCUACGAGUGCCCCUUUUGCUUCAGAGUCUUCAGCUCCGGCCAAGCUCUCGGCGGCCACAAGAGGUCGCACUUUAUGUCCUCCGUCACCAACAAAUCGCCGUCGAGCACCUCCCCUGUCCCCGCCGUCACCAACUACGUCCGCAGCUUCGGCCUUAUCGACCUUAACCUGCCGGCGCCAGCGGUCGACGACCUUGAGCUGUCCGCCAUUUCCGAUACUGAAGUUCCUUUCCCUACCUCAACGUGUGGCAAGCAUGCAAUCUAAGCACUCUCUCUCUCUACCCACAGCACAAAGAGAGAGCAAACUAAGCCUAAAGACACAGAAACACAAAAAGGGUCGAAGUUUUGAGAUAAACUAAGAAGCUUCAACUCCUCCUCUUCCAGUCUAACACUGGAUAAAGCUGGUGAUUUGAUUAUGUUGUUGAUAUUGCCCUCAAACAGGGGAGGAAUGCGGAAGCUUUUCUUCACCCUUUCCCUUCUUCGAGCUCUCAUCCUUUCGCGAAGCUUUCUCUGCGGGUUACAACUGGUCUGGGCUGCGCGAAGAGCGGCUUCGAUCGAAGUGCGCGGUUCGGUUUGGGUCCAAUUGCACACUUUGUAGGCGGUUCGAACCGGAACAAGAAGAAAUUGAACCGGGUCCCGCAGAAGCUAUUUGGUGGAGCAUUGGAAACUCUUGCUAUAUCAAAGAAAACACCUACCCGUCGUUGCCAGUUUCCAUGGCAUGUUUUUGCUUCUCGCAACAAAAGCAUCGAACUGUUUUAUAUUUCCUGCAGAUGCUUCUACCACAAUUACGUGAGCGAUUAAAGGACUGCUUGGAGUGUACAUGAUGCGCGUGAGGGUGGCAAAGGAAUAAAGUAGGAGGGCGAGAAGAAUAACAUGUAUCAUGAGAUAGGUUGGCUGUUGUCGACUGGGGCAGAGGGAGAGAGAGAGAGAGAGAGAGAGAGAGAGAGAGUUGAGUGUGGGGUUGCGGGCUUUCCACUCUUCACACAACUUUCAAGCGAGCAUUGGAAUGGCCAAAGGAACAACUCAAAUAGCUGCUCACUGCUGCAGGUUACUGGCUCAGCUCCUUUUCUUCCUUUCUUCCAGUCUCACUUGCACUGGGAAUCUCAAUCGUAACAGCAUAAGAUGAAUCUCUACUUGCAGGGAUAAAACAAGAUGAUCUGAACAAUAUAAC